UGCGCCAGCAGGGUUGAAGAUAUUACGCCUUCGACGAUACCCUUUAUCUUCAUCUUAAGAUAGUUUUGUUUAUUCGUGUUUGCAUAAGCUUUUUCUGCUUAAUUGUUCACUCUCUAGUGUAUAAACCAAUUUGCCUUACAUUUGACAAGUGAGAAAAAGAGAGUGCAUAACGUUGCAUCGUUUGCCAGCAAGCACUUUCUUAACUUUUCAUUUUCGUUUAUUUCAUAACCGUUAAAGGUUCCUCAGUUGUAACGUAAUCUUGACAUACAGAAUCGCACACAUUUCCCGGAUCAUCAUGUCGUGUAUGCUUUUUGGUAGAACCAUCGCGAUGCGUAUGAGCGCCGGCAGCCGGCAGUACAGCUCCAAAAUUACCAACGAUUUGAAACGUUCUACGUUCUCCAUGAACCUGGAUAAAAAUAACGAAGCUUACCUGCAGUAUUCGAUUGAUACGAAACGAAAUGUGAUAAACUUGGAGCAUACGUUCGUACCGGAUGCUGGUAAAGGGAAAGGCAUUGGCAAGCUGCUGGCACAGGCUGCGUUUGAGUACGCCAUCGACAAUAAACUGAAGAUUAAACUGGAAUGCGAUUUCACGGCAAAGUUUUAUCGAGACAAUGAGACGAAAUACAGAGAGUAUGUUUUGCAGUGAACCGGGACAAACAUUCAUACAGCAUGUACGUAUAUUCUGUUUACAGUUUUUUUUAUUAAAAAUUGUGCUACCUUCUAGUUGUA
Molecule: messenger RNA, 729 nt
Organism: Anopheles coustani
Lineage: Eukaryota; Metazoa; Arthropoda; Insecta; Diptera; Culicidae
Product: protein NATD1-like
Exons: 3
Coding region: 296-646 (116 amino acids)
Source: RefSeq, a predicted model, not a curated record